Messenger RNA from Clupea harengus (Atlantic herring), 4673 nucleotides. RefSeq names its product sperm antigen with calponin homology and coiled-coil domains 1 (gene specc1). The record is from RefSeq and is a predicted model, not a curated record. Gene Ontology annotation, molecular function: protein binding. NCBI's taxonomy places the organism in Eukaryota, Metazoa, Chordata, Actinopteri, Clupeiformes, Clupeidae.
GGAGUAACGCACCAUGCUGUAUUAGGCUCUUUGGAGGCUCUUAAAAUCAGAGUUAUUUAAGGAAUAAAUGAGAACCCUGGCCACAGCCCUGUGGGACACAUCAGAGGAUGUGAUGAAGCGGCUUGAUAUACAGCUCCACAUCCUUACUGAAGACCCCUGCCAAACCAUUGAAUCAGCUCAAAACCUCUGUGAUGCAGCACAGGGAAUGUUAAUACCAGUUAAGUAGUCAGUGCUUUUUAAGCCACUGCUUUGUAUUCAGCUGACAAAGUUAAGUAAGGCAAGGCAAAGCAAAGCAAAGCCAAAAGGCCUGUUGUUCAGAACACUGAGGUAACUUUCUGUGGUGAGAGAGAUUUGUCUGUCUGCUUUAGCAAGCAUUUGUGUAAAAAAUAAUGCUCAAGCAAUACAUUAAUGCAGUGGACAUCAAAGUGGUGUUGGAGGAUGUUUGUUAUCUGACCGUAAAUGUUUCAGACUGAAAGUAGCAUUUUUGGCCAUGAUGUUCCUCUCUCUCGUUCCUCAAAAAAGCCCUGACAGGAUGUUGAGUUUAAGAUAAACAUUGCGUCAUGACUGAAGUCGUUUAAAUUAGUCAGGGUGUUGGUGACUGUUUCAAACCAGCCCCUCCAGCCCUGUGGCACAGCAUCCAUGCAUUACAGGGUGGAGCAGAGAGCGAGGACACUGAGCACACAGAGCCAUGCUGAGAGGGGCGGCCGCCACCAAGGCCCCGCUGGCCAGGGCUGGGGCUUCGGACAGGAGCCAGGUGCCUUCCGCUCUCUCUGCCAACACCAUAAAGCCCUCCCGCCUCCUCAACUCCCAGACCCCUGACCAGCGCUUCGGCAAGAUGAAGAGAGCGAGCAGCGAUGACGCCCUGGUCAAGCCUUCACUUGGCCAAUUCCCACGUUCCCGUAUGAGGAAGACUGUCACGUCAGGAGCCAUUUCUGAUCUGGCUGACCCCAAAACACGCACCGCCACAGGACUCCCAACUAAGAAAUCGGGGAUACCUGCUCCCAAAGAGAUGCCGACCACCGUCUCCAGAGACCGGGUGUCCCUACGCGACCAGCUGAAGGGCACGGCCACCAAAAAGAUGGUCCCCAGCGCCAGCACCUCCAGCCUGUCCACGCUGGCGAAGCGGGGCAUGACGAUCAAGCCUAGGCUGGACGCAGACAGCGCUGACAAAGCCCUCCUGGAGUGCCAGGUGAAGGAGCUCCUGGCCGAGGCCAAAGCCAAAGACUUUGAGAUCACCAAGCUGCGCAUGGAGCUGCAGCGCCACCGGGGCAAAGCGUCGCCUGCCGAGGCCGCUGCCACACCAGAGAGCCCCGCUGAAGGGGAGCAGGCUGCGCCCGCUGAUCCCCAAGCCAUGGUGGGCGAGCUGAAGGAGAAGAACGGGCGUUUCCAGCGGGAGCUCGCCGCCCUGCGGGAUGAAAACCAGGCCCUGAAGGAGAAGCUGAUCUUUCUGGAGAGCAUGCCAUCCGUCCCCAGCAGUGAUACCAACACCACCACCUCGUCCCCCAGCCCAAUGAAGCCCUCUUUCAAUGGCAUCCUCCCUGACAGCACCACCAGCAGCGACACCGGCACCCCGGUCAGCAAAAUCCCACUCAAGACCUCCACGUCGUCUGGCAGUGACAUCACCAAGGGAUCUGCAUCUGCAUCACCCUCCCCGGACUCCUCCGAGUUCGAAAAGAUCCCGUCCCGGUCCGACUCCAUGGGCAGUGUCGGCGAGGGCGCGGGGUGUGUUCGUGGCACCGAGCCGGCAGUGGCCAGGGAGCUGUCGGUGGAGUGCCUGACGGAGAAGAUCCAGCAGAUGGAGGAGAGCCAGCACAGCACGUCGGAGGAGCUGCAGGCCACACUGCAGGAACUGUCGGACCAGCAGCAGGUGGUGACGGAGCUGACGGGUGAGAACGAGCGCCUGGCCGAGCAGAAGCGGCGGCUGCAGGCCUCGCUGCAGGAGCAGCGCGAGCGCGUGGAGCUCAUGGCGCAGAAGAACGAGGCGACGCUGCUGCGCCUCCGCGACCAGCGUGACGAGUCGGCGCGUGCCGGCGAGCUGGAACAGCGCUACAGCGAGCUGGUGGAGAGCUCACGCUUCGAGCGCGAGAAGCUGGUGGACAUCCAGCAGCAGCUGACGGGCAGCCUGCGUGAGCUGGAGAAGGAGCACAAGGAGGCGCAGGCGGACGCCCGCUCCCUCCAAGAGGAGCGCGACCUGCUGCGGGCCGAGCUGGAGCGGGAGAGGGAGGGCCGGGGCGAGGCGGAGAGGGCGGUGGAGGAGCGCGACGGGGCGGCUGAGACGUUGCGGGUGGAGGGGGAGCGUCUGCGGGCGCUGGUGGAGCUGGAGAGGCAGAAGGUGGCGGAGCUGAAGGCGGUGCAGAGCGCCAGCGACAGCACGGAGCUGCAGGGCCUGCUGAAGGCGGCGCACGACGAGAGGGACCAGCUGGAGCUCGAGUGCAGCCAGCUCAGGCAGGAGGCGCAGCAGGCUCAGGCCGAGAAUGACAGAACGCGAGCGGCGCUCUCCAAGGCGGAGGGGGCACUGCAGCAGGUGCUGAAGCAGGAGGAGGAGCAGAAGAGCGUGCUGAGUGGAAACGUGAGCGACCUGCAGGAGCACGUGCAGCAGGCCGAGGCCCAGAUCAAAGACCUGAAGGAGACCAUCUUUGAGCUGGAGGACCACGUGGAGCAGCAGCAGGCUGUGCACCUCCACACCAAACAGACCAUUCUGGACCUGGAAAAUCAGCUGAAGAAGGUGGAGGAACAGAAAAUGGAUCUGGAGAAGCAGCUGAAGGCUAUGAAUAGACAGAUGAAGGAGGACAAGGAGGAGUGGCUGCGCUUCCAGGCGGACCUGCAGACGGCCGUGGUGGUGGCCAAUGACAUCAAGGUGGAGGCGCAGCAGGAGGUGCGGGCACUGCGGCGCCACCUGCAGGAGGAGCAGGAGCGCAGCGGGCGUCUGGCCAGCGAGCUGGAGCAGCUGCAGAUGGGCAGGUUACAGAGUGAUGAGAUGAAUGUGCCCAAACCGGAGGAGAGAGAACAGUGGUGUGGGAUCCCCAUGAUGACCCAGAACACGCCGGCCAGCAUCGAUGGGAGCGAGAGCAGCAGCAGCAGUAGCAGCCAGGCCAAGAUAGCCGCCUCGGUCAAAUCCCUCAUUAAAUCCUUCGACCGGCCGUUGGACAAUGGUCCUGCUAAAGCACUGAAAGUCAACCUCUCCACCCGCAGCCCCUUGAGUGGGAUACCUGUCAGCACGUCCCCCUCUGCUACAGUGCAUCCUACUCAGAGGCACACAAUCAAGCCACUGUCAAAGACCACACCAAGAAAGGUCAACUUCUCUCACCCAGACCCCCUCUCAAGCCCCGGUGAUGAACUGAAACCUGCCUCUUUCAUGAGAAAGAGCCCCUCGCUGGAGUCUGUGAUUAAGAGUCCAGCAGCUCUGUGCUGUUCAAUGGGCUCGUAUAGCUAUACAUGGGACAACAGUAAGCUCAGAGCGGAAAGAAAAGACCCCUUGGCCGCUCUGGCGCGGGAGUAUGGCGGAUCAAAGAGAAACGCUCUACUGAAGUGGUGCCAGAAGAAAACAGAGGGCUAUCCGAAUAUUGACAUGACCAACUUCAGCAGCAGCUGGAGCGAUGGCUUGGCCUUCUGUGCUCUUCUUCAUUCCUACCUGCCGGCCCACAUACCCUACCAAGAGCUCAUCAAAGAGGAUAAGGUCCGAAACCUGACUUUGGCGUUCCAGGCAGCAGAAAGCAUUGGCAUCAAAGCCUCCUUGGACAUUGAUGACAUGAUGCACACGGACAGACCGGACUGGCAGAGUGUCAUGCACUACGUGUCUCAGAUUUACAAGUAUUUUGAGACUUGACCUUUGACCUGAGAAGAAUCACAAGAGACUGGAGGCACAGAAGCACUUUCUUUCUGGUCCCAUGAACACACUGAACCUCUGCACACACACACACACAAACACACAAACCCAGUGCAUACACAAACAUUCAAACGCAAUUUGUUAUUGCACUCUUUCUUUCUUUUGAUCUUUUCGCGUGUUGGUCUAACUGUCACAUACAAGACAACAAUUGUUAUUCAUAUCAUAUUCAUUUUUCAAAAUCAUCUCUAGGUGGGACACCGACGAUGCCAUAACACCCAAUGAUGCCACAUUAAAAUUGUCAUUAAAACUGUGCUUGGAAGUUUUUAAGGUUUAUUUAUGGGGGAAAAAAUGUUUCAACCAACCACCUUUGAAUGCAAACAUUACUCACAUGGUAUUAGCUCCAGUAUUUCAACGUCACAGCAGUUGAGUUACUACGCACGAGAAAGAGGAGGAAGAGCCGGCAUGAGUCACGUCACGCCUUGAAUACCAGUGGCUCAAACAGAGCCAGCUAGCAGUCACUGUUGUAAGAAUAAUAGUGUUGUGGUCAAAGAUUAGGUUUCUGUGGUUUUAGAUCCAUUUUAAAUCAAUGUAGAUAAGGUAUACCGUAACCAUUCUCUGUAUAUAUUAUUUGUCAUGUUUUACAUUUAUUUGAUGGAAUCAUGGAAACAUCUCCUAAUUCUCAUCUUCCAUGGCUGUAUCUAAAGGAUUGUCAUUAUUUAUUGAUGAAAUAUUGAACUAGAAUUUGAAGCAAAGUGUGUAUAUUUUCUAUUUGCAAGUUGGGUUUUUACUAUAAAUGUGAACUAACUGAAAAUGAGUAUUCAUAAUAAAGUUUUUUGUCACUCCAAAA